Rubroshorea leprosula is the source of this 1334-nucleotide messenger RNA. NCBI's taxonomy places the organism in Eukaryota, Viridiplantae, Streptophyta, Magnoliopsida, Malvales, Dipterocarpaceae. The record is from the annotation of a GenBank genome assembly.
UACUAACCGUCCUCUUAAAUUUCCCAAUCUAAUCUGAAGCUUCAUUUAAUCCAACCAUGGCAGAUCCAUGUUCCAAACUCUUGAGUACUGGAUGUUUCAAUUUCAUGCCCCUCAAUCCUCACUACUCUUAUUUCCUUUCUUACUCAAAUUCCAAUGCUAGUACUCCACCACCUGCUUUCACAAAUAACUUCAUCAUCAACAAGAAGUACUGUUGUAAUUAUUGUACUCAUCAAAAUCAACCUCAUCAUCCUUCUUCCUCAUCACCACCUGCCUCCAAAGAGGUUCUUCCCCUGAUCAACUAUUUGAGCCCCACCACAAGACAAGAAGACAAGGAAUCCUCAACUAGUUCCAUGGAAGAGGAGAAGAGCCAUUUUUCUGAUCAUGUCGCUGUUGCACUACAAAUUGGUCUUCCAAGCCCUAGUAGCUCUGAUCUGGUGGGAUCUAAGGUCUCCCCAUGUGCAGAUUUGGUGGAUAAGGAAGGAGAGAUGAGUAUGGUGAGUGCAAGUGCAAUUUCUGGGUACCCUUUGGAAAGGCGAAGCAAGGGACAGUAUUGGAUUCCUACUCCUACCCAGAUUCUCAUCGGUCCUACACAGUUUUCAUGUUCUGUUUGUUCCAAGACCUUCAACAGAUAUAACAAUCUUCAGAUGCAUAUGUGGGGACAUGGGUCUCAGUACAGAAAAGGACCUGAUUCUCUAAGAGGAACUCAACCAACAGCCAUGCUUAGGCUCCCAUGCUACUGCUGUGUACCAGGGUGCAAGCACAACAUUGAUCAUCCAAGAGCAAGACCGCUCAAAGAUUUUAGAACACUCCAAACACACUACAAGAGAAAGCAUGGAGUUAAGCGGUUUACCUGCAGAAAAUGUGGCAAGCCAUUUGCGGUGAAAGGAGACUGGAGAACCCAUGAGAAGAACUGUGGAAAGGUUUGGUAUUGUAUUUGUGGCUCUGAUUUUAAGCACAAGAGGUCUCUAAAGGACCACAUCAGGGCAUUUGGCCAGGGACAUGCAGGCGCCUUUUGGAGUGAUAAUAUUUACCUGGAAGCUGAAGAUGAUCAGGAACAGGGAUCUGAUGAAGUUGAGCUUGUUGAUGAGGCUCCCAUCUGGAAACAAUAACCUGCAGGUGUAAUUAAUUAAUUUUAUCAUCAGUUGGUUGGAUUAAGCUGGCCUUAAUUGGGUUUUCUCUAUAUGUCUAUAUUUAUAUAUAUAGUUCGUGACAGAUCAUAAAGUUAUUGCUUUUAUGUUUAAUGUUUUGCAUAUAUGCUUUGUGUCUCCAAUUCGAUUGCUUUGUUAUAUAUGUAGUUAGACCCAUUUUCUGUACCAUAAAUUCAUCCAUUUUUA